AUGUCAAGAUUGUUUAGGAAUUUUGAAAACUGCAGUUGUAAUUUUAUUGUGAGUCGCGAAGUAAACAGAAAUUUCCUUGAUUCUCAUUAAUUAAAAUGAAUAUACCCUUCCCUGUUUUGUUGCCGCGCCUCAUCGAUUCUAAGUGGUUUAACGCCGAUAGUCCUUGCGAUGAAGAUGCAGAAUUGACAAGUUUGGAACAAGCGAAUCAACAUUGGUUAAGUUCUAUUGGACAACAAUAUAUGAAAAGAGCCCCAUUAGGGAAAACAGAACCUGAGCCAAUGGAAGAAGAAGCGGAUACCGAUGAAGAAGAAGGAAAUGAUGAAACAGAUGAAUCUGAGGAAUCUCAUGAUGAAGACGAGGAAGAAGAAUUACAAACAACAUAUUCACCACCAAGAAACAACAACGAUUUGGAACCAGACAGCUUAGAUGAUGUUAAUGACGCAUCAGAAACCAACACAUCAGACCAAAGUGCGAUGUGGCCAAUUCAGUAGCGAAUUCUAUCUUUACAUCAAGACAGUUAAAGUCUGCAAGUAAUAUGCGGAGUAACUGAAGAUAUGCUGACCCAGACCCAGUGCAGUGAUUGAGUUGACUACUUUAUCAAAGCAGUUUUGUUAACUACUAUAUUUUAUGUGUAAUUAAGUCAAAAAAAGAAUAAUUAUUAUUUAUGUACUAUCGUUAAAAAAAAUAUUAUGUGCCUCUUGAUAUUCUGUGGGCUGACUUCUAUGACACUUGUAUUGACACAUAUUUUCAUCCCUCACAUUCUCUUUGAAAAAACAGAGACAACAAUAUGUGUCAAAUUUCACUGCAGUGGAAAACUACAAAGGUACAGUUUCCUGGAAGUGAAGUGAAAUAUUACUUUUUUUAGAACCAUUAUUUUUUAAUUUGAAAUUUUUAACUACAUUGCUGCUUGUGGGAUAAUUUUCUAGCUUAAUUAAAUUGUCUAAAAUUUUCAUAUUAAAAAUCAUACUUUUU
Messenger RNA from Papilio xuthus (Asian swallowtail), 972 nucleotides. RefSeq names its product anaphase-promoting complex subunit 15B. NCBI's taxonomy places the organism in Eukaryota, Metazoa, Arthropoda, Insecta, Lepidoptera, Papilionidae. Gene Ontology annotation, biological process: regulation of mitotic cell cycle spindle assembly checkpoint. Gene Ontology annotation, cellular component: anaphase-promoting complex. The record is from RefSeq and is a predicted model, not a curated record. The transcript has 4 exons. Bases 96 to 491 code for a protein of 131 amino acids.